CGUUAAGAGGAGAUUAGAUUAGAGAGUUACUCUAAAGACUUGUUCUCUAUUUUGCUGUCACCUUCUCCACAGAAAGCGUCACCUUUUUGUUUUCACCUUCUAGAGACAGAGUAACUCAUUUGUUGGGUUUGUUCUGAAGAUGCAACUUUUUACUAGCUGUUGCGGAAAAGGAUUUGAAGGGAAAAAGAAAGUGGAGACAGAGCCAGCUCGGAAGAUAUUCUCAUUGAAGGAGCUUCACUCAGCCACAAACAGUUUCAACUACGACAACAAACUCGGCGAAGGUCGCUUCGGCAGUGUCUACUGGGGUCAGCUCUCUGAUGGUUCACAAGUUGCAGUCAAGAGACUCAAGGCAUGGAACAGCAGAGAAGAGAUUGACUUCGCUGUAGAAGUCGAGAUUCUCUCCCGUAUCCGUCAUAAGAACUUGCUGAGCGUUCGUGGCUACUGUGAUGAAGGACAGGAACGUCUUCUUGUAUACGACUACAUGCCGAACUUGAGCCUUGUCUCAAAUCUUCAUGGCCAGCAGUACUCAGGAGAGUGCUCUCUAGAUUCCACCGCUCGGAUAAAGAUUGCCAUAAGAACUGCGCAGGCCCUUGCAUACCUACACAAUCAUGUAGUCCAUGGAGAUGUCAGAGCGAGUAAUGUGUUGCUAGACUCUGAGUUUGAGCCUCGUGUUAUGGAUUUUGGAUAUGGUAAACUGAUGCCAGAUGAUGACGAAGCUACUAAAGCUAGAAGUAAUAACGGUUAUCUCUCACCAGAAUGUGUUGCGUCAGGUAAAGAAUCAGAAGCAGGUGAUGUGUACAGUUUUGGUAUCUUAUUACUGGAGCUAGUUACUGGCAAGAGACCAAUAGAGAGGCUAAACGCGACAACAAAGCGUGGGAUAACCGAGUGGGUGUUACCGCUUGUGUACGAGAGAAAGUUUGGUGAAAUAGUGGAUCAGAAGCUGGAAGAGGAGAAAGUGGAAGAGAAGCUAAAGAAGCUUGUCUUGGUGGGAGUCAUGUGUGUUCAGACAGAGGCGGAGAAGAGACCGACAAUGUCUCAAGUGGUGGAGAUGCUGAUGAAUGAAUCAAAGGAGAAAAUGUCUGAACUUGAAGCCAAUCCUCUCUUCAAGAAUCCAUGUAGAGAGGAAAGCUCAGAUGUGAUCUCAGAAGAACAACAAUAGAGAUUUUUUAGGCACAUUAACAUUUGUUCAUAUUGGCUUAGUUUCUGAGGUAUUGGUUAUUCUUUUUGUGUGUGUGUU
Messenger RNA from Brassica oleracea var. oleracea, 1237 nucleotides. RefSeq names its product PTI1-like tyrosine-protein kinase At3g15890. Gene Ontology annotation, molecular function: ATP binding; protein kinase activity. Gene Ontology annotation, cellular component: plasma membrane. Lineage: Eukaryota; Viridiplantae; Streptophyta; Magnoliopsida; Brassicales; Brassicaceae. The coding region runs from base 140 to 1159 and encodes 339 amino acids. Gene Ontology annotation, biological process: protein phosphorylation. The transcript has 4 exons. The record is from RefSeq and is a predicted model, not a curated record.